AUGCUCAGUGUGCCUCCACCCUUCAGCCGUCCGAGAUAUGCGCAGAAGGCAGCUGAUAAGGCGCACAAGCACUUCGCGUCCGGCUAUGGAGAUCACCUCUCCCUGCUGAACGCAUAUCGAGCAUACGUGGACUGCGGAUCCAAAGCCGAGUUCUGCCGGGAGCACUUUCUCUCUGAGCGGAAUAUGAGGCAGGCCGAGAAUGUCCGGAAGCAGUUGGCCAGCCUGGCUCGGAAGAGGCCAUCCAGGGCGCCAUCCUUCGCCAGGCUGACCACCAGCAUUCGGAAAGCCUUCGUGGAAGGCUUCUUCAUGCAAUGUGCACACCUGGACGAGAGUGGGAAACACUACCUCACGGUCCAGGAUCAGCAGAUGGUGGCCAUCCAUCCAUCCUCGUCCCUGGGCGUUGGAACAAUCAGUGCAGUUUGGCCAUUGCGAAGCGUUGUGACACAUUUUCGGAGAGAUGCGAAUGAUGCGAAAUGGUGUGAGCGCCGUGUUGAAUGUGUGCCUGAACAGUCGCCUGAACAAUGA
Messenger RNA from Durusdinium trenchii, 525 nucleotides. The record is from the annotation of a GenBank genome assembly. NCBI's taxonomy places the organism in Eukaryota, Dinophyceae, Suessiales, Symbiodiniaceae.